UACUCAGGCGUCUCCAAAAAGGGACACGCACCCUAUAACCCCCGCAAAAAGAACCAAGACAGCCUCAUAAUGGCGGAUGACCCAAAGACCAAUUCACUGGUGCUCUGUGUCUUGGACGGACACGGUGAACAUGGAGACGGCGUUUCGCAGGCAUUUCGUGACCAGCUCGUCCCCGCAAUGUUCAAACACCCCGCCUGGGGAACAGAUUUGAAGCACGCCGUCGCCGAUGCGAUAGCGAAGGUUGAACGCGCCUUGCUGCGCAAUUACCGCAUCGACUCAGAGUUUAGUGGGACAACACUAUCCAUGGCCAUUAUCCGAGGCAAUCACUUGACCGGCGUCAAUAUUGGGGACUCACGGGUUAUUUUGGGAAAGGAAGAGACGCCAGGCAACUUCACCGCCCAGGAUAUUACCUUUGACCACAAACCGGACUCGCCGGCCGAAAAGGAACGCAUCCUGGGUUGCGGUGGUCGCGUAUUUGCGGUAGAAUACGACGAUGGCAUCGACGGGCCUCCGCGUGUUUGGCUGGGACACAUGGACAUUCCUGGGCUGGCGAUGAGUCGAUCGCUGGGGGACGUGGUAGCUCACUCUGCCGGGGUCAUUUCCGAACCGGAGUUCACUGAAUACGACCUCAAUCCGGCGACCGAUCGAUUUUUGGUUGUUGCGACGGAUGGACUGUGGGAGUUUGUGGAAAAUCAAGAAACUGUGGAUAUGGUGGAGGCCCAGAGCGGACCGACAGAUGCCGUGGAUGUUUUGGUAACAGAAGCGGCUACACGGUGGAUGCAGGAAGAGCAGGUCAUUGACGAUACCACAAUCAUUGUUGCGAACCUGUUUAAUUACAACGCGACCUAA
Phaeodactylum tricornutum CCAP 1055/1 is the source of this 849-nucleotide messenger RNA. RefSeq lists its product with no specific name. Gene Ontology annotation, molecular function: protein serine/threonine phosphatase activity. The record is from RefSeq and is a predicted model, not a curated record. NCBI's taxonomy places the organism in Eukaryota, Bacillariophyta, Bacillariophyceae, Surirellales, Neidiaceae. The annotation marks the transcript as partial. The transcript has a single exon. Gene Ontology annotation, biological process: protein dephosphorylation.